AUAUGCGUAUCUUAAAUGCCUAUAUUAGCCUCACCUCCUCCUCCUGAAUUGUUCAGCGUUUUGGGGAAUUCAAAAAUACCACAAAUGUCCUCGCCGGAUCGUUCCGCCGUCUUCCCCCUCCUGAUCGACAUCGCUCUCUCCUUCGACGGAGCCAUCCUCGGAGUAACCCUAGCGUUAGGCGCCGUCCGCGCUGCCUUCAAGUACGCCUCCACCUCCGCCGCGUUGAAUAAGAUCAAAGACGCCCCCGAAGUCUCCGUCUCCGAUCUCCGAUCUCUGAUCCCGCCGUCGUCUGGCGACCAAUCCGAGACGAGCGAUGAUCAGCAGCGUAUCGUCGUGGUGCGAGGAACGGUCAAAGCUAAGACUAACAGCAACGUGUUGACCUCUCAGGAGACGGGAGAUAAAGCACUUAUCAUUCAUAGAUCUCAAACUUAUGUGUAUAGUGGAUGGAAGACAUUGUUUCAGUUGACAAAUGGUCACCGGUUUCUUUUGGAAAGAUCUUUGCCCAAACAAGGAGCUGACUUUAUGAGAAUGGUCCCUUUUGUUAUAGUUGACGACACUCAACCAUCAUCAUCUAGCUUUGUCCUUGUUAACAUGGAUGGUGCAAGGCAGCCUCUUCCGCUUACCACUGUGUAUAACCGUUUGCAGCCUAUUAAUUCAUCUCCCUAUGCGUUUCUUCAAGCCUUGUUCUUCCCUGAGUAUCCCGUUGGUAUGGUUGAUGUAGAGAAGAUAUUACCGCCUGAGAGAGAUUUAACAGCUGUUGGCAUCUGUAGCUUUAACAAUGGAGUUCCUGAAAUCAAGUCCUGCCAACAUCUUCCUUACUUCUUAUCAGAGAUGACUAAGGACAAGAUGAUAAUAGACCUUGCGGAGACCACCAGCGUAAUAUUCUGGGGCGGUCUUAUCAUGGGAUGUUUGUCUGCUGGCAUCCUUGGCUUUGCUGCUGUCAGGGCUUGGAAUAGAUGGAAACUACGGAACCAUGAAGAAAGAGAACAGCAACAGAGACCAGACGAACAGAGACCAGACCAGCCCAUGGUUGCUGAUGAGACAGAAGAUGAGGAUGAGAUUCCAGAUGGAGCACUGUGUGUGAUCUGUGUGACAAGAAGGAGAGUUCCUGCAUUCAUUCCCUGUGGACAUGUAGUGUGUUGCAGACAGUGCGCCUUGGCCGUGGAACGUGAGGUUAACCCCAAGUGCCCUGUUUGUCUCCAAAGCAUUAGAGGAUCUAUGCGCGUAUAUUACUCUUGAUGAUAUGUUAAAUCUUGUCUCACUUGUGUAUUUGAUAAGGUAAUGCUACUUGUAAAACUUAAAAGAGAAUCCGAAAAUGUUAUAACUAACAAAAUAGUUUGACAAAUGAUAUGAAAGUUACUUCAAUA
Raphanus sativus (radish) is the source of this 1367-nucleotide messenger RNA. RefSeq names its product E3 ubiquitin-protein ligase SPL2. The record is from RefSeq and is a predicted model, not a curated record. Bases 16 to 1239 code for a protein of 407 amino acids. The transcript has 6 exons. Gene Ontology annotation, biological process: protein ubiquitination; organelle organization. Gene Ontology annotation, molecular function: ubiquitin-protein transferase activity. Lineage: Eukaryota; Viridiplantae; Streptophyta; Magnoliopsida; Brassicales; Brassicaceae.